Messenger RNA from Phyllopteryx taeniolatus (common seadragon), 3614 nucleotides. It is a transcript of the gene tex11, whose product is annotated as testis expressed 11. NCBI's taxonomy places the organism in Eukaryota, Metazoa, Chordata, Actinopteri, Syngnathiformes, Syngnathidae. The coding region runs from base 90 to 2879 and encodes 929 amino acids. Gene Ontology annotation, molecular function: protein binding. The record is from RefSeq and is a predicted model, not a curated record. Gene Ontology annotation, biological process: meiotic cell cycle. The transcript has 28 exons.
CUCUUUGGCAUACUUGCCUCGUGAUUGCUGUUAAUCAAGAGGGAUAAACUAACGUACUUGCUAACUGUCCCGGUGGCGAUACGUCGAAAAUGGAGCGCUUUGUUUCAUCUGUGACACGCCUCACAGCAGAGCUUGUGCAGAAUCAGCAAACAAAUUCCAGCGAGGUGAUUGACAUGAUCUUCUCUGAAGUGUCAGCUCUCAAGGAUGAUGUGAAAAUUGUGGAUCCACAGCUUGAAGAGUGUGCCAUCCAAUUGUGGAACUGGGCUGUUACUAAGAAUGUGGGUGACUCCAUCAGUAUAAAUCAUAAAGCUAAAGCACGCCAUGCUGCAUGCAGUCUGCUGUACUGCAGUGAGCCUGUUAAUCUAACAGAGGGCGCCAUCCGCAAGCAGAUCAUGGUGAGCACCUGUGACAGCUUUAAAAAAAAAAAAAUAAGUCUCACAACUCUUAUUGUCAGUGUUUGUUCCUUACAGAUGGCCAGUAGAACUGGAAGGACCUGGCUGGACUGCAGGAAUCCCCAGAUUGCGGAUAAUUUCCUCAGGCUCGCUGUCAAGAGCCUGGAAACUCUGUACAACCAGCUGACAUCCAGAGGCCACGACACACUGGACAUUGACUCAUCCAAAAUGGAUGUAGAGAAAGACCUGCUCCGGAUCCUCUCCUUUCAGGCAGAAUCGGCUAUUAUUCAAGGGAGAAACCAAGAGGCUGUGGCCCAUGUGCAACGUUGCAAAGACAUGCUGCAGCGGCUACCGACGCAAACAACCUUCUUGUCCCUAAAGUGCUACAACUUCGGAAUCGACACUUACCACCAUCAGAAAUUUGAAGAGAGCACCUUCUGGUUACGGGAGAGCUAUGAUAUCAGCAAGAUUCAUGUGGAAUAUGCCCCUGAAUUGAAGGUCCAGGCAAAGGUUUUGCGUCUCCUGGCCACUGCUUAUUUCGAGUGGGAUUCUAAGAGGUUUCACAAGGAGGCCCUUAGUGCUGUUGACAUGGCCAACAAGAAAUGUGUGAGCGCCACUGGGCUGUACUUGAAGUUCAGAAUACUCCUGAGAUGUGGGGCCUCUGACGAAAGCAUCAGAUCAGGUCUGGAUGAGAUGCUGAAAUCUCAGGUUUCCCUUGACGUUUGUCUGAGUACAGUGAAGCUUCUCAUGUCUGAAGACAGAGAAGUGCCGGCAUUUGAGCUUUUGAAACGUGCAAGUCAGCAGUUUGAGUCAUCACCCGACCUGGGAACCGCUCUUGUUCUGCACAUUGAGCUCCUGCUGAAGAGAGGCAAAGAGCUGCUGGGCAAGCAGAAGAUAGAGGACGUCAUCACCGUACAUUACACUGGCAAACAGCUGGCACCGCAGGACCUCACAACCCUCCAUGCCAUGUUGUGGGAUAAAGCAUCUGAAUAUGUUGAGGCAACAGACUACUCUGAGGCGCUGCAUUGGUACAACUACUCUCUGAGGUUCUUUAAGGCUGGAGAGAUAGACUCCAACUUGGCCAAACUGCAGAGAAACAGAAGUUCCUGCUUCAUGCACCUGAAGCAGCUGGAAAAGGCCAAAGAAGCUAUUAACGAGGCAGAGCGCUGCGAUCCUGACAGCAUUUUCACACAUUUCAGUGUUUACAAGAUAGCGGUAUAUGAGAAUGAUGUGGAGAGAGCUGCAAAGGCAGUGAACAUGAUGGCACAUCUGUCUAAGGGUCUCGAAGCCACUGGGCCUGUGUCUGAGAAGGCCACCUCCAACCUCCUCUGCCUAGCCGCUCAGAUCGCCUUGGAGAACAAACAGCAGGACAUGGCCAUUAAGUUACUGGAAGGUUUGUGUGAAACCAGCAAAGACGAAGCUUUGGUUCUCAUGGCUCUCAGGUGCCUGGUUCGACUCAUGCUCCCCACCAUAGAAACAUCCACUGAUGAGAAAAGUCUGGAUAUGCUGCUGCCUUAUUUAAAGAUGGCGCUGAAGAAGCUUUCACAGUGGCUGUGCUUGACAGUGGAGCAGUGCACGGAGGAAGCCAACUGGUUCAGGAAGAUCGCUUGGAACUCAGCACUGCUGUGUGAGAGGAACCCUGACAGAAUGCGGGAUUUCUUUGUGCUCUCUUACCAGCUGUCCCAGAUGUGUCGUCCUGAUCGCACCAUUCUUAUGGCUCAGAAGACGUGUCUGCUCAUGGCCGUGGCCGCUGCUCUCGAGUUCUGCCGAUCUUCUCCUUCAGUCGACCGUACAAAGGAUCUCAGUCAGGCUCUGGAGCACAUUGCGUUAUGUGCAGAGUUGUGGAAAACCCUAAAGGCAACAGGAAGCUUCCCGAAGGACCCAACAGACACGCUGCUGCUGCUCUACGAGUUUGCGGCACGCGCCCAACUCAACGACCCCAAGGUGACGAGCGUGCUGGAGUCCAUCCUAGAGCAGGACAACGUGGAGGCCAAAGUGCUGGAGACCAUCGCUGGAUUAGCCACAGAGCCUCCAGCUCAUUUCCCUCUGCUAAGCAAGAAGGCCCUGAGGGUGGCGCUGUCCGUGCACAAGAAACAACCUCAGGUGGACCUGGCGCAGUACAGCAAGUGCAUCCACAGCCUCAUCAAGCUCUCCCUGCCCAGCGGCGCGUCCCACAUGGAGGCGCGCCUGCUGCACGAGGCGUGGGACUACUAUGAGGAGGCGCUGGCCGUCAUCGCCGCUGCUCCGGGCAGCCUCCCGGAGAUGCAGAUCCUGUGGCUGCUGACCCGUGCCUGGAACACGGGCAUCCUGCUGUACAGCCUGGCGCGCUACGUGGAGGCGGAGAAGUGGUGCAGCCUCGCCAUGAGCUUCGUGCGCCACCUGGGACCCCUGCAAGAAAGCUACAAGACGCAGAUGUCCAAUCUCUACAGCAAAAUCCUGGAUCGUCUGGAUAGAGCAAAGAGCAACACCUCAAUAAAGGAAGAAUAAGCACACUGGGGGGCAGAUUGAUUUUCAUGUCCGUAAUGUAUGCCGCCUGUUCAGAAUUUAGUGUAGGGCAAUUCUUUUCCAUUAUAUUGCACAUAUGUUGUUCAACAUGUAUUCCUUGUUGCACUACACCAGAGGUGGGCAAAUUUUUGCUCUCUACGGCCACGUUUGGUGUUUAAAAGUGUGUUGGUGUUGACAGAUGGGCCUUCUUUAUUAUAAUUUUUUUAAUUAAUUUUCUAAUUUAUCAUUUAACUUUAAUCACCCCCCUUAUGUUUGUGUUUGUGGUACACCAAAAGUGUUCAUGGGUCAAUGUGAGCUGCUUUGUGUUUAAUUAGUUUUUAUUUUUAAAUAAUUGUUUCUGUGAAUAUUGGAAAAUUGCAUAAAUAUGAGAACAAUUUGCACAAAAAUGAUGUGUAUAAAUUUGACAUUUCCGCUGAGUGCAUGAUGUCACUUCUAGGUCAAUAUAUUUAAUAUACCAAGAAAAUUAAAAUAAUAAUUAAAAAAAAAAAAAAAGUCUAUAACGUCUAAGGCUUUUAGUUUGAAGGCCUGACUUUUGACAGGAAGUGUUACGCAGAUGUUGUCUGAGUGUUGCCACGAGUUGUUAAUAAAAGCUUGCAUUGUGGAAUACGCCUUGUCAUCUGUUGAACCCUAUUUACGCAAUAUGACAGAAAGUUCUGAGUGCCAGCUAUUUGAAAAGCUGAGAAAAAUCAUACAAUUCAAUAAAGAACUCAGAAAAUG